AUGAAAGCCCAACGUAUUAGAACCCAGCUCUACCAACCAGUCGUCAAGUGGGUCGGUGGAAAGAGGAAUCUUUGCAAAGAGCUACACCGCAAAGCCCCGCCGAAGUUCGGGAACUAUUACGAGCCAUUUUUCGGUGGUGGCGCCUUUGCGCUGCAUUUGCACGGAGACGGGUCAUUGUCCACCUCGAACGUCUUUCUCGGAGACAUGUCGAAGCCGCUAAUGACAAUGUAUUAUAUCAUCCGAGACAAUCCGCAGGAAUUCAUUGCGAAGCUAGACUCUGAGGAAUACUCUUGGAAGAUGGAUAUUUCAGAGAGAGAGGUGGCGUUCAUCCGCUGCAGAAUCAGGUUCAACGAGCUAAAUAACAAACCGUCACUAGAAAACUCGGAGGAAAUCGAGAUGUCCUGCUUGUUCCUGUAUCUCAACAAAACCGGCUUCAACGGGUUGUACCGUGUGAACAAACAGGGUCAUUACAAUGUGUCGGUCGACAAGCUUACCAAAGGAGCAAGGACUAUUUGCGAUGCGAAUGCAGUCGAGAAUUUGUCUGCCUUUUUGAACAGAGAAGGUGUGUCCCUCGGCAACUGCUCGUACGAAACCUUGCUUCAGACUGCAAAGGCUGGAGAUUUCGUCUAUCUUGACCCACCUUACGACGAUACCUUUGUCGCGUACCAGAAAACGGGGUUCUCCUGGGAUGACCAGGUGAGAUUGAAGACUGUUGUCGAUGAGCUUCACGACCGAGGCUGCUACAUCAUGGUUAGUAACUCGGCUACCGCCGCGAUUAAAGAACUGUACAAGGAAUAUAGCCAAGACUUUACGAGUGUCACAUCUUCGGUCAACUCGAAAGCGUCAGACCGGAAGAACAAACGUCAGGAAAUCAUCAUUCGCAACUACCUAUACUAG
Molecule: messenger RNA, 897 nt
Organism: Fimicolochytrium jonesii
Lineage: Eukaryota; Fungi; Chytridiomycota; Chytridiomycetes; Spizellomycetales; Powellomycetaceae
Product: putative adenine-specific DNA methyltransferase
Exons: 1
Coding region: 1-897 (298 amino acids)
Biological process (GO): mismatch repair
Molecular function (GO): S-adenosyl-L-methionine binding; sequence-specific DNA binding; site-specific DNA-methyltransferase (adenine-specific) activity
Source: RefSeq, a predicted model, not a curated record